AUGAGCAAUGUGCGCUCUCUCAUCGCCAAGUACGACGUUGUCGAUUCUACACUUCCUCCCUCCCCUGCCCGAUUUAUUCCACGCCGUUCUACGCCUUCUAAUUUUGCGACCUCUGUAGCAUCCUCUACUCUUAUUGACGACCUCUCACGACACUCUGACGACGAAGACGAGCCAGAAAUCCACAAGCACCCACCACAAUCACCUAUUCGACAUUCUCAUGUUCCGAUUGCCGCUACCGCGGUUUUUGCACGCAAUGCCCCACCGCUCUCAUUACCGAGGCUCGACCAUUAUCUAUCUCAGCUCAAGCCGCCGGAUUUCGCGGCUAAUCAAACCUCUGACGCUGCGAUGUUCCCUCCAAUGGAACAACUGGCAAAGACUGGUAGCACGAUCGAGGAUUUAGAGCUCAACUUAUACCCCUGCGCCAUGGUGGCGUAA
This is a messenger RNA of Mycena indigotica, 435 nucleotides long. RefSeq lists its product as uncharacterized. The record is from RefSeq and is a predicted model, not a curated record. The coding region runs from base 1 to 435 and encodes 144 amino acids. The transcript has a single exon. NCBI's taxonomy places the organism in Eukaryota, Fungi, Basidiomycota, Agaricomycetes, Agaricales, Mycenaceae.